This is a messenger RNA of Pseudocercospora fijiensis CIRAD86, 1383 nucleotides long. RefSeq lists its product as uncharacterized. The transcript is spliced from 3 exons. Gene Ontology annotation, molecular function: acyltransferase activity, transferring groups other than amino-acyl groups. The record is from RefSeq and is a predicted model, not a curated record. Lineage: Eukaryota; Fungi; Ascomycota; Dothideomycetes; Mycosphaerellales; Mycosphaerellaceae. The coding region runs from base 1 to 1383 and encodes 460 amino acids.
AUGGAGAUCAAGAAACCGCAGCAGAACGCAUACGUGCUCGGCGUUGGCCUGACCGAAUUUAUCAAGCCAAGACAGACUCGCAGUUAUGUAGAACUCGGUUUUGAGGCUGGUACCAAGGCCAUGAUUGAUGCUCAGAUCACAUACGAUGAUGUUGAACUGGGCGUCGCUUGUUACUGUUACGGCGACACUUGCUCCGGGCAAAGGGUAUUCUACCAGUUCGGCAUGACUGGCAUUCCAAUAUACAACACCAACAAUGCCUGUGCUACUGGUUCCACAGGUCUGCACAUGGCAAGAACGCUCGUUCGAGCAGGUGCGGCAGACUGUAUCAUGGUUGUUGGCUUCGAGCAGAUGCAACCUGGCUCAAUCAAAUCCGGCUGGAGCGAUCGACCAAGUCCUAUGGAGCAACCGACCAGACUCAUGGAAGAGAUCUUUGGAAGGCACGAGAGCCCGCGCACCGCUCAGUACUUUGCGAAUGCGGGUCGGGAGUAUAUGGAGAAGUACGGUGCUAAGGCAGAGGACUUCGCAGAAAUUGGUCGCAUCAGCCACGCACACUCAACCAGGAAUCCAUAUGCUCAGUUCCAAAAGGAGUACACCCUUAAGGAGAUUGCCGACUCUACUAUGAUCCAUUACCCACUCACAAAGCUGCAAUGCAGCCCAACCUCAGAUGGCUCUGGCUCAGCAAUCAUUGUCUCGGAACGCUUCCUCAAGGAGAAGAAACCUCAUCUUUGGAACCAGGCAAUCUUGAUGGCUGGUCAGCAACUUCAGACUGAUCCGCCCUCACUCUACUCGAAAUCUGCGAUGGACCUGUGCGGAUUUGGUAUGACUAAGAAUGCUGUCCAGCUUGCAUACAAGGAAGCUGGUGUGACCGCUAAGGACAUCAAAGUCUGCGAGCUUCACGACUGCUUUUCAGCAAACGAGCUGAUUCUGCUUGAAGGGCUAGGUUUCUGCGAGCAGGGCAAAGCACACGAGAUGGUCCGGAACGGAGAUAUCACAUUCGGUGGUAAAGGUCCUAUCAUCAACCCGUCCGGCGGACUAAUAUCUAAAGGCCAUCCCCUCGGCGCUACAGGUCUUGCACAGUGCGCUGAAUUGACCUGGCAACUGCGAGGCUGGGCCAACACAAGGCAUGUUGAUGCAAACGUGGCCUUACAGCACAACCUCGGUCUUGGUGGAUGUGUCGUCGUCAAUGUCUACAAGCGGGCUGAUGGAAAGUGGAACAAGAAAUUGUCUGAUCAAGAUGCUAUCAAGGGUACGAACUGGAAAUACAACCCAGCUACUGCCGCGAAGACACCGAGCAUGCAAGAAGCCGAGAAAGUGCGGAGCAAGAAGUACGCUGUGCAGUAUGCUUUGGCGGACAUUCCAGAGAAGAUUCAAUCAAGAUUGUGA